Molecule: messenger RNA, 1601 nt
Organism: Syzygium oleosum
Lineage: Eukaryota; Viridiplantae; Streptophyta; Magnoliopsida; Myrtales; Myrtaceae
Product: probable carboxylesterase 2
Exons: 2
Coding region: 395-1375 (326 amino acids)
Molecular function (GO): hydrolase activity
Source: RefSeq, a predicted model, not a curated record
ACACAUUCUUGUCGCUGAUUUCUUCAAGAUGUUGGAUGUCUGACCUAUAAAAGAGUAUAAUUAAUUCGAAUCGAUGUAAUAAGAUAGUCCGACUUUUAAACUAACCAUAUUCACAUAGAAAAAGGGCUAGCUUCGAGGAGAUACAAAAAGUAUUAUGGGUCCACAAUUGAAGAUCUUUUUAGACAUUGACAUUUAAUAAUGAGUCUGACUAACCCUUUUCUAACUUGUAAACUCACAAUUACCAAAAGUCCUCCUCAAUAAAUGGACCUGCUUUGCUAUCCCUACUCUUGCUUGAGCCAUCGCUAUUUCUUGUCUCUCAAUUCAUCAUCCUCACCUCUCUCUUAAUCGAUAUCGUUGACAUCUAUCUCUCUCUCUCUCUCUCUCUCUCUCUCUCAUGGAUUCAUCCAAAGAAGUCUCGCUCGAGAUCUUCCCCUACAUCAGAGUCCACAAAGACGGCACCUUUGACCGCCUCGCCGGCUUUGAGAUCGCCCCGCCCGGCAUCGACCCCGAGACCCACGUUGAGUCCAAGGACAUCCUCAUCCUCCCCGACACCGGCGUCUCUGCCCGGAUCUACCGCCCCUCCUCCGUUUCUGCCACCACAAAACUCCCCCUCGUCAUCUACUUCCACGGCGGGGCCUUCAUCAUCUCCUCCAUCGCCGACCCCAAGUAUCACUUCUGCCUCAACGCCCUUGUCGCCGAGUGCAACGUCGUCCUCAUCUCCGUCGACUAUCGCCGAGUCCCUGAGCACCCCCUCCCCGCGGCCUAUGAUGACUCCUGGGCUGCUCUGCAGUGGAUUGCAUCGGAGGAAGCCCAGAGCGAGCCAUGGCUCAGGGAGCGUGCCGACUUUAACCGCCUCUUCCUCAUUGGUGACAGCGGUGGCGCCAACAUGUCGCACCACUUGGCCAUGCGACUCAGGGAUGACGUGCUGGGCGAGCGGGUCAAGCUGCUGGGGAUCGGGAUGAUACAACCAUACUUCUGGGGCAAGAUGCCGAUCGGGGCGGAGGUGGCAGACCCUGGUCGGAAGGCUUGGGUGGACAGCACGUGGCAGUUCGUGUGCGUAUCGGACAAGGGGUGCGAUGACCCGCUGAUCAACCCGUUUGCGGAUGGGUCCCCUGGCGUGGAUGGGCUGGCGUGCAAGAAGGUGCUGGUGAUCGUGAGCCAGAAGGACAUACUGAGGGACAGAGGGAGGCUGUACUACGAGAAGCUGGUGGAGAGCGGCGGGCCGGCGGAGGCGGAGUUCAUGGAGAUCGACGGCGUGGAUCACGUGUUCCACAUCUACGAUCCGAGCUGCGAAAAGGCCAAGAAGCUGUUCAAACGUGUGGCCUCGUUGAUUAACAGUGAUGGGAAAAGUCACGAGAAGGAGACAGUGGAGUGAAAGGCGCAUGAAACCAUCGAGGCCGUUUUCGAAGUUUCUCUUUUACUUUGCCUGUCGCUACUAAAGUUUCUCUUGUGAUGGUGAGAAAAGUGAUCCUAGAUACAUUCUUGGCCAAAUAAUUGUGGGUAGCUUUAGCGAAGUAUGAUUGUAUCACUAUUAUUAUCUGUUUAUUGGCUUAACACGGCAAUCUCUGACUCGACCAAACGGGUGAGAGACAUGCGUGUCA